GUCUGCCGAAGGACGUAUAGGAGUCAGUGUCACCUAGAGGGUAAAGACUUCUCAUGGUGAGACGGGAACCGCUGUCUGGAUUGGAACAGGAGAACGUCGUCGGGGACCUCUGGCAUGGUAUUUAACCCUACUGACUUGUGUGACCUGCGUCGGCCUGUGAGCGCGUUCCUCACCUCCACCAUGGAGUGGAGAUAGUAAGACGACGUUCGGCAUCUUUGAAGAACAUCUUGGCUCACCGAGACGGUGGGGGUGGAUACCAUGGAGGCCUUUGGGCCGGUCAUGCUGUACUUGCUCCAAGUCCAGGAGAACGAAAAGAACGACAAACCUCAGCCAAAGCCGAAGAAGAACCUUAGGCCUCUACCUGUGGAGAAACCUCGGCCUAAGCCAAAGCGGCCCUCGGCGCCGAAACCUCAGAUGCUGGGGAUCCGGCGGCCGCGGAUAUUCAGGGAGCGCACGGGGAUGGAAGGCCUGACCGACGAGGAAGUCCUGCAAAGGUUCAGACUCACCAAAAGCACCAUUAUAGACUUGUACGAGUUGAUCAGGUCGGACAUUGACCCGCUGACGCAGAGGAGCCACGCCAUCCCCGGGAUUGUCAAACUCUUGAACUGUCUUCACUUCUUCUCUUCCGGGUCCUUUCAAACCAAAGCAUCGGCCAUCGGUGGCGUCUCGCAGUCCACCUUCUCGCGGUUCCUGGUGCCGGUUAUCCAGGCCUUGAAGAAACACGUGCACACCUUCAUCAGCUUUCCCAAAGACAAGGCCGGCUGGCAGAAACUGAAGAGCGACUUCUACGAAGUGGCCGGCGUCCCGCACGUUAUGGGGGCCCUGGAUUGUAUGCACAUCGCCGUCUCGGCGCCGCACGAGCGGGAGGAGAUCUACAGGAACGCCGAGGGCUACCAUUCGGUCAACGUGCAGAUGAUUGUCGACAGCAACUGCAAAAUUCUCAGCCUGUUCUCCGCCUUUCCUGGAAGCUCCCAGAAUUCCUCCAUCCUGAGACAGUCCUCCGUGUACGAGGGGUUUGAGAACGGCAGGCUGAGCGGGGGAUGGCUGUUGGGCGGUCCCGUGUACGCAUGCCGUCCGUGGUUGUUGACACCGGUUCCAGAGCCCAGCACGCCAGCAGAGACGGCCUACAACGAGGCCCACGACAGGACCCGUGCCAUCAUAGACGAGACCUUCAAAAUACUGAAAACCCGGUUCAAGUGUUUGGACAAGUCCGGGGGCGGUCUGCAGUACGACCCCACCAAAGUGUCCGACAUCAUCGUGGCCUGCUGCAUCUUACACAACAUCUCCAUCCUUCACAACAUUCCGCUCAAGAGCGAGGAGCCCCCCUACCUCAAGGGGAAGCCAAUGCCAGAGCUUCAGCCACCCCCCAGAGGAAACGCUCAGGAUGUCCGCGCCAGGGUGAUCGAACAAUACUUCUCUUGUGUCGGUUUCCGGAUGGAGUGCUGCACCACCUCGUUAUCUUCUUUUAUUUUAUGGACCGUCCAUGAAACGUUUGAUAAAGGACUGGAACGGUCUCCGUCCCUUUACUUGUUCUACUUUGAUUAUUUCUGCGGUCCUGAGAUAUCACUACAGUCCUGGCAGUGGAAUGACCCAGGAACAUUCCUACGUUACUAUGAAUGGGCUAGUCCAGGAACACCCCUGCAGUUCUGGAAAUGGAUUGGCCCCGUCCUCGGAGUGAUGUAUAUGGACAGUCCUGUAAACCAUGGCGAUCUGGAACCAGAGGGAAAAAUUGGGGACUCUUAA
Nanorana parkeri is the source of this 1743-nucleotide messenger RNA. RefSeq names its product putative nuclease HARBI1. The record is from RefSeq and is a predicted model, not a curated record. The coding region runs from base 259 to 1743 and encodes 494 amino acids. NCBI's taxonomy places the organism in Eukaryota, Metazoa, Chordata, Amphibia, Anura, Dicroglossidae. The transcript has 4 exons.